Messenger RNA from Ochlerotatus camptorhynchus, 2221 nucleotides. RefSeq names its product ballchen (gene ball). Gene Ontology annotation, molecular function: protein serine/threonine kinase activity; ATP binding. The record is from RefSeq and is a predicted model, not a curated record. The transcript has 3 exons. Gene Ontology annotation, cellular component: cytoplasm; nucleus. Lineage: Eukaryota; Metazoa; Arthropoda; Insecta; Diptera; Culicidae. Bases 182 to 2014 code for a protein of 610 amino acids. Gene Ontology annotation, biological process: peptidyl-serine phosphorylation; signal transduction.
AAUCAAACAAAACAACCAUCAACCAUCGAUUUGAAAUUGCGAUACACGGAAAGGGCAUCGGCGGAGAGACCUACAACUCUGAAAGCUGUAAAAAGUGGUUGUUGUUUGAUAUUUUUCAUGUUUUGUCCUGUAAACUGAUCUCUGCGUCUCGUCACAAGGUAUAAUUUCAGUUCCGUGUGAAAUGGCACCCGUUAAGAAACCCGCCGGUAGCGGACGGAAGAAAGCCGCCAAUGGCUAUCAGAUGCCCGAGCCGGUGCCUCCGGGUACGGUGCUAACCGAUAUGACCAAGCGCCAAUGGAAGGUCGGCCCCUCGAUCGGAAGCGGCGGAUUCGGUGAAAUCUACUGCGCAUGUGAUGCCAGUUCCGGUGUGAAGAAACCGGACGAUUAUCCUUAUGUUGUGAAGAUUGAGCCCCACGGCAAUGGACCCUUGUUUGUGGAGAUGCACUUCUACAUGCGCAAUGCCAAGCAGGACGAUGUUGAAAAGUUCAGGAAAGCCCGUGGUUUGAAGCAUCUGGGAAUGCCUCACUUUGCUGGCAACGGGUCGCAUGAUCUGCAGAAUUUGAAACACCGUUUCUUGGUGAUGCCCCGAUACAGUACCGAUCUGUGGAGUAUUUUCUUGCGCAACGAGAAGCGUUUCCCGCUGCACACGGUGUACCGAAUAGCAUUGCAGAUGGUGGAUGUUUUGGAGUACAUUCACGACUGUACCUAUGUUCACGCUGAUUUGAAAGGGGCGAAUAUACUUCUCGGGUUCGGGAAAACGGCCAGCAAGCAGCAACUGUUCUUGGUUGAUUUCGGUCUAGCGAGUCACUAUACCAGCAAGGACUUUAAACCGGAUCCGAAGAAGAUGCACAACGGUACCAUUGAGUAUACUUCACGCGAUGCCCACCAGGGAGUUCCAACGAUGCGCGGAGAUAUGGAAAUCUUGGCGUAUAACGUGGUGCAAUGGGUUGGCACUUUGCUCCCAUGGGAGGCGGAGAAGCUAUUAGCUAGCCCCGUGAAGGUCCAGGAAUCAAAGGAAAAACAUAUGAAGGACGUUAGCGGUUUCAUGAAAUAUUGCUUCAAAAAGGACAUUCCUAAGCCCAUCCACGAGUACGUAAAAUACGUAGCUUCGUUGGAGUACAACAAGAAACCAGACUAUGCCAAAUGUAGGAAAAUGUUCGAAUCCGGUCUCAAGGAGUUGAAAAAAUCAAACUCUGGAGAUUUGGAGUUCGAAUCAAAAUCGCUGGCUGCUUCACCGUCAAAGAGGAAAAUUGUUGAGCCCGAUUCGAAUGAAUCUUCUGGGCCGAUGGCUCGUCCUCGUGGUCGGCCUCCGAAGGUCAUCAGCACAAGUCCGGACACCACUACGCAAGACGUGGCACCUGUGAAAAGAAAAACGGAAACACCAUCCAAGCCCGUCCAGAGGAAGAAGAAACCCACUGUCGCCAUCGAAUCAUCUGAACCAGGACUUAACGGUCACAAAAUGUCCACCCCUUCGUCGGGAGUAAUAUCGACUAAGCUCUCCGCUCAAGAGCAAACCGGUUCGAUUCGGUUCAACACCAACGUUAGCGGAGGUGGUACUCCCAAAGCGGGCAGCAAAGUCAAGAAAACCUACGCCUUCAACUUCGAGUUGGACGUCAGCAUCGACGCCGAUGUGAUCGUCAAUGUCCAUCGGAGGAAGAAGAAGGCGGGCGAAGCUUCCGCUCCGGAAUCAUCUCCAGCGCCGCGAAGAAGAUCUAUAUCCGCUUCACCUUCGCCAGUCGUUCAUAAGCGUCCCCGGCGACAGAACGCGUCUUACAACCAAGACAGCAGCCCUAACGUACCCAGUGACAACGAUAGUAUCAUUUCGCUCAACACAACCGAAGCCUCGGUGCAGCCGGACGACGAUACCAUUCCGAACAGUGAUCCAAACACGCCGCAGCCGCGCUAUCACGCGUCCCGUUCCAUUGUGAACACUCCACAGCAGAAGGGGACGAUCGAGCGGAACAAUGCUCGGACCCGAGCUGGCGAGUACAAGGGCAAGAAGGCCAAAUCUUGAACGGGGGACAAGGACAAACAUGGUAAGGCUUUUCUUUCCUUCCAUUCGGUAGUAGCCGCCAAACGAAAUUUUUCUCUUAACAAUACAUAAUUAUAAAAACAUCGUAUGUGUCGCGUAUUUAGUGUUUAAUGUUGAUAAGUUGUUUUUGCGAUCAAUAAAAGCAGAAGAGGCCUAUUCUGCGCCUCUGAGUUGAUGCCACUGUGUAUU